Molecule: messenger RNA, 1090 nt
Organism: Verruconis gallopava
Lineage: Eukaryota; Fungi; Ascomycota; Dothideomycetes; Venturiales; Sympoventuriaceae
Exons: 2
Coding region: 237-755 (172 amino acids)
Source: RefSeq, a predicted model, not a curated record
CAACAGAACCGUCCCCAUGGGGAGGCGGAGCCCCACCAUUAAACAAAACGCGACAAUCACACUUCACGGGCCCUUCCGAUCCAUGGACCUAGAUUUAAUCCCCUUACAAAGCCCGAAAUCGAAGGGUGUAGAUCUAGUUGGCCCCCGGUCUCUGAUCUUUACCUUCGGUCAUCGCUCCUCUUAGUAACUUUUUGUCGUCGACGUUUUGCUAUCACUUGUGUCUGUUGUCUUCUACCAUGGAUGAGCUCAGUCAAUGGCAUCGUGCCAUGACGACGGUCGUCCUCUUCGGGACUUGGGAGAUGCCCAUAUCCUCGACCACUCUGGCCGACGCUUUCCGCGUCAUAGACGCCGACGAAUUUUUGCAGAAGAUGAUGUAUGCAACCCGACAGUGCGCGUGGACGGCGGAUCUUUACGCCAUCAAGGCAGACGCCAUCUUCACGGUAGACGGCAUACCGCAGUGCACGCCAAUACCUAUGGUGACGGCACCGAAAUCAACGGGCGCGCAACCGCAUCACGCGUGGUACCAAGCAUUUUUAAGAGAAAUGUGGACGAUUUGGAAUCAGACGCCAAGUGUUGUUGUGGUGAAAAUGAUUCUUCCAAUUUCGAUCAUACGGCCGCACGCGGCGGCGACGCCCAUGAACUGCCUGCCGAUUCCGUCCAUGACGAUCCCGUCGACGCCAUCGCCAUUGUCGGAUUCGCAGUAUCUCGCAGAGUCGAAGACCCUUCCCUCGACAGCUGACAUGGCCUUUUACUGAAAACGUGGAUACCCCUCAACCUUGUUUCUGUGGACUAACGAAGAGCAUUACCGGUGGCGUUGGUUUUUUUCUCUUCUCUUCUUUCCUCUCCUUCCGCCUCUUCCUUGAUGAGGCUUAUCUAUUUUUCUGUACGAGUACCGCAAGCUGCUAGGAAUUUACCGAGAGCAUGGCUACGGCAUUGUUUGGCGCAAGGCGUCUACGGAUUGUAUAUUCCUGGUGUACCACUUUAGACUCUGGUCAAAUAUUUGCUAAUUCUCAAGGACAAAUUACGCGGCUGAAUGAGGGCGGGAUGCGUGUAAAGGGUCGUGAAGAAUGCUGUUGUAGUAAAACGUAAU